UAUUUUACCACCCUCUGAUUCUAAUAUUGAUAGUAAAAAAGAAACUGAGUUAAUAAGAACUACAUCAACAUCUAAAACUAAGAGUAAAAAAGUUUCUAAUUUACAACAAAAUAAAAGUCAAGCUCGUAAUAGCCGUGAUC
Messenger RNA from Racocetra persica, 140 nucleotides. NCBI's taxonomy places the organism in Eukaryota, Fungi, Glomeromycota, Glomeromycetes, Diversisporales, Gigasporaceae. The record is from the annotation of a GenBank genome assembly.